AUGCUCCUACCAACGGUGGCUCUGGCCGCGUUAGUACCCACCCAAGUACGCGCUGCAGCGGCUGACCAAAUGGACUUCGCCGCUUGUCCGGUGCGACACAGUCCCGAGUAUUACUGCUGUGAAUACUCGGAGACCACCAAGGUGCUCUACACCAAGUACAACCGUCCGUCGGGCGGCGACUACGAGUCGUACUACAUCGAUGGCUGGAACGAACAGCGUCAAGUGAACUUCCCGUACACAAUGUACCAUCCUACCACGCAGGAGUUCUACUAUGAUGAUCCCAGCACGAUCUGCCGCGUGCAGGCUGUGGCCAACACGGAAACGGGCCUGUUGACGGAAGAACUGCAGUGUGCAGACACCAACUCGUCACUCGUGGCUGCGUCUCAAGACAGCACCGUCUUCUGGACGUACGCGGCAAAUGUCCGCAACAACAACGCCACAUUCCCCGUUGGCGCUACCUGCUACAGCAUCAUGCUGCGUGACGGCACAGUUGACACGGAUCUGAAGGACGCGUGUAUCUCCACGUCCUCAACUGUCGAGCCUCGCUUCACCACGUUCACUGAGACUCCGUUGGUCAUCAUCUAUCUGUUGUAUCUGGCCUUCUUUAUCAUCCUUGGAGGUUGGGCGGUCUACAAGAACUUCAUGCAGAAGUCCAACAAGUCGGUGGACGAGAUGAACAAGAAGCUGAUCGGCACGCCUCAGACGCCGUCGCGUGCUGUCGCCGGCAACGCGCACGGCCGCCACACCAGUGUACGCGUCUCCGAUACCCGCAUGCAGAUCGAAGCGGCCGAGGGUAUCCUCCAGACGGGGUUCUCCACGUCGUACAUUGGUAACUUCGUGUUCGGCUGUGUGAUCGUAGCGUCUCUUGCUCUCAAUGUGCUGCUCAUCAUUAUCAUCUGCGAUUACUACGGUAACUUCGACCCUCCGCUAUUCGAUACGUCGGAGGACAACGCUCUCGUGUUCAUUAUCGUCUGGGUCAUUACGGCCAUUUGGUUCGUGGUCAUCGUGGCGAUGCAGGACCGCAUCUUCAACUUCUUCCGUCUCCGUGUACCACUCGACAAGUGCAAGUUCGUCUACAUGCUCAAGCGCGACGAGACGGAAGUGCUGCUUGCCGAUCGUUCGGGUGUAUCGGACUUUGUCGCUAAGGUCGAGAGUUUCUUCGCCUCCAAGGGAAAGAUCAGCGGAUACCGUACGACUGUUCCGGUGGUGGAGGUUGAUGGUCUUCGUGUUGUCGAGUUCCAACACAUCCGCUACGUGUACGAGGAGACUGAGCAACGCUUCGUGCCGGGAGCCGUCGCACUUGGUCGCACCUACGAUGAUAUGCAACAGGAAGCCAGCGGUCUAUCAGAUACCGAAGCGAGACACCGUAUCAACACGGUCGGAUCGAACUCGGUCGAUGUGGAAAUGCCGUCGUUGCCGGUAUCUAUGGCGCAGGAGUUCUUCACACUGUUCUACAUCUACCAGAUCAUGUGCUACUACGUCUGCGACGCCGAAGCUUCGGUUGUGUCGCCGUUCACGAGCAAGUCGAAGACGAUCCAGUCGGUGGUUGAUCUGUGCCGUGAAGGUCGCUGUAGCGUGGCGACUUCGUUCGCAUCCGUUAAGUUUCUCAUCAUGUACGGCCUCAUUGGCUCCGUGCUUCGGUUGUUUAUGUACUACCACGCUAUCAACCUGUCGCAGUGGUGCUGGAUCCUGGUGGAGGGUUUCAUGCUGGUGGGAUGCUCGUACGUCAUUACACUGUCGAAACCGCUGGAUGAACUGAAGGAAAUGCGUCCGACGUCGAGUCUGAUUGGACCUACCACGCUUUCAUCCAUCCUCGGACAGGAGGCCAUCAACAUCGUCUACCUGUGCUUCAGCAUCCACAUGCUGUCGAGUCAAGUCUGGUACUGCCCGUUCUCCCCGGACAACGUGGAUGUUGCCAAGUGGUGGCUCAUGUCGGACAACCACCUUGCCACGACGCUCUUCUUCUCGGUCAUCUUCCAGCAGCACAUCUCCGCUUGGGUCUUCAGCUUCGGCUCGACGUACCGCCAGCCGAUCUGGAAAAACUACUUGCUCAUAGCUUUCUUCGCUGCGGUCGGAGCACUCGACCUGUACAUGCUCCUGGGCGAGCCCAGCAUUGUCACCGAUCGCUUUCGUAUUUCGAGUGGCACCAACGUCGUUGGACUGCCGGACAUUCCCAUGCCCAUGAGCUUCCGCCUCAAGUUGUUCGCUAUGCUCCUCGGCAACAUCUUCACCUGCAUCCUGUUCGAGUACUUCGUGGUGCUUGGACCCGUGCGUUCGUACUUCCGCAAUAAGUACCACAAGGAUCUGAUCCCGAUGAAGAAGUAA
Molecule: messenger RNA, 2325 nt
Organism: Phytophthora nicotianae INRA-310
Lineage: Eukaryota; Oomycota; Peronosporomycetes; Peronosporales; Peronosporaceae
Exons: 2
Coding region: 1-2325 (774 amino acids)
Cellular component (GO): membrane
Molecular function (GO): P-type transmembrane transporter activity
Source: RefSeq, a predicted model, not a curated record